Molecule: messenger RNA, 1711 nt
Organism: Camelina sativa (false flax)
Lineage: Eukaryota; Viridiplantae; Streptophyta; Magnoliopsida; Brassicales; Brassicaceae
Molecular function (GO): kinase activity
Source: RefSeq, a predicted model, not a curated record
UAUCCUUUGAGAGAAGGCGUCUUCUCUCUCAGGUUUUGCUGGUCUUCCUUCCUCCUCUCGCUUCGGAUGGAGAUGUGAGCUUCCCUUCAUUCUCUUCAUCCCUCUCUCUCUGUCUGUCUUUACACCUUACGAUCCAAAGAGCAAAACACUCUUUCAUCAUCUCCAUAUGGCUCUUUCGCUCCUCUCUCCAGUUUCUAUCUCCGCCUCUCUUUCUUUUACUCUAUCCGCCAUUACCGCUACUUCUAAUAAUAAUGCCUCAUCCUCUCUCUACUCUUUAUAUCAUCCCAAAGGAACUUUACGAACCAGAACCGCUACCUCUUUUUUCGGAGGCUCCGGGAACUUGAGGAUUGAUUCCAUGGCGGAUAAGAGGGAUUUGUGUCUCGUGCUUUGUAGUACCAACGGCGGCGGAGGUGAAUUGGAUGAUAUGGACGAAGGUGAAAUCGAGAGAAUUGGAAAUCAAGACGAAGAAGAUGACGACGAUUUUAUCAUUGGCCAUUCUAAUACUUCCCCUGAGAGAUGGGAUGUUUUGGGUCUCGGCCAAGCCAUGGUAGAUUUCUCUGGAGUUGUGGAUGAUGAGUUUCUAGAGAAACUAGGUUUAGAAAAGGGAACAAGGAAACUGAUUAAUCACGAGGAGAGGGGUAAAUUACUACAAGCAAUGGAUGGUUGCAGCUAUAAGGCUGCAGCUGGAGGCUCAUUGUCCAACACUCUUGUUGCUCUCGCUAGGUUAGGUUCUCAUUCUAUCGUUGACCGGCCUUUGAAUGUCGCUAUGGCUGGCAGUAUUGGAGGUGACCCUCUCGGUAGCUUUUACGGGACUAAACUACGUCGAGCAAAUGUUAAUUUUCUUUCUGCUCCAAUUAAGGAUGGAACAACUGGAACAGUUAUAGUCCUCACGACUCCUGAUGCACAACGUACUAUGCUUGCAUAUCAGGGAACGUCCUCUGUCGUUAAUUAUGAUUCUUGUCUGGCUAGUUUGAUAUCCAAGACAAAUGUCUUUGUUGUGGAAGGCUAUUUGUUUGAGCUUCCUGAUACUAUAAGGACCAUAACAAAAGCAUGCGAAGAAGCCCACAGGAAUGGGGCACUUGUUGCUGUGACAGCAUCAGAUGUGUCUUGCAUAGAAAGACAUUAUGAUGACUUCUGGGACAUUGUGGGGAACUAUGCGGAUAUUGUAUUUGCAAAUAGUGAUGAAGCAAGAGCGUUUUGUCACUUUUCCGCAGAGGAAAGCCCAAUUUCAGCGACAAGGUACAUGAGCCAUUUUGUUCCAUUUGUUUCGGUGACGGAUGGAAUCAACGGGUCAUACAUUGGAGUAAAAGGAGAGGCCAUAUACAUUCCUCCUUCCCCAUGCGUGCCAGUUGACACAUGUGGUGCUGGAGAUGCUUACGCUUCAGGGAUCUUAUACGGUAUCUUGAGAGGAGUCUCUGACUUGAAAGGAAUGGGAGAUAUGGCUGCUACGAUUGCAGCGACUGUGGUGGGUCAACAGGGAACCAGACUUAGGGUUCAGGACGCGGUUGACCUGGCUCGAUCACAUGCCUACCGUCUCAAAGGUUCUGGUGUUCGAACAGAUAUUGGGUCUUGAUCAAAUUUCUCUACCUUGUGAUUUUUAGCUUUUAUGAUUCAUUCUUUGAUUUUCAUGCUGUAGUGCCUUUUGCAAUUUGACUUGUAAUCUUUGUAUGUAACAUUUUAGUAGUAUAUAUAUAAACAAAGUCUGAUAGAA